Penicillium verhagenii is the source of this 1593-nucleotide messenger RNA. Its product is annotated as sugar porter family MFS transporter. Gene Ontology annotation, molecular function: carbohydrate:proton symporter activity. The record is from RefSeq and is a predicted model, not a curated record. NCBI's taxonomy places the organism in Eukaryota, Fungi, Ascomycota, Eurotiomycetes, Eurotiales, Aspergillaceae. Gene Ontology annotation, cellular component: membrane. The coding region runs from base 1 to 1593 and encodes 530 amino acids. Gene Ontology annotation, biological process: carbohydrate transport; transmembrane transport. The transcript has 4 exons.
AUGGGUAUCUUGCUCAAAAAACCCAAUGAAGUAGCCGGUGCAUCAUGGCCUGCCAUUGCUAUCUCUAGCUUUGUCGCCUUUGGUGGUAUCCUAUUUGGAUAUGAUACAGGCACCAUCAGUGGAAUUCUUGCCAUGCCCUACUGGCAAGAUCUUUUUUCCACUGGAUAUAGAGAUAGCACUGGGCAUCUCAACGUUACAUCUAGUCAAUCCUCUGCCAUCGUCUCUAUUCUGUCAGCUGGCACCUUUUUCGGUGCCCUCGGUGCGGCCCCCCUGGGAGACUCUAUCGGUCGUCGAUGGGGUCUGAUAGCUUCAAGCUUUGUGUUUAUCUUCGGUGUCAUUUUGCAGACAGCUGCUGUUAGAAUACCACUAUUCCUCGCCGGCAGAUUCUUUGCUGGGUUUGGUGUCGGUCUGGUCUCAGCAUUAAUCCCUCUCUACCAGUCUGAGACAGCACCAAAAUGGAUUCGUGGAUUUAUCGUCGGUUCUUACCAGCUCGCCAUCACUAUCGGUCUUUUGCUGGCAUCCGUGGUGAAUAAUUCAACUCACAAUCGAGCGGAUACUGGCUCCUACCGCAUACCGAUUGCCAUCCAGUUCGCCUGGGCGAUUGUCCUGAUUGUUGGAAUGCUCGUGUUGCCCGAGACCCCUCGCUUCCUUAUUAAAAAGGAUAACCAUGAGAAAGCCGCUCAGAAUCUUGCCAAGCUUCGGCGUCUCCCUGAAGAUCAUCCUGAAGUUAGAGAAGAGCUUGCUGAGAUUCAAGCCAACCAUGAAUAUGAAAUGAGUCUAGGCGAGUCCAGCUAUCUCGAAUGCUUCCAGGGCAAUCUUGGAAAGCGGUUGCUCACAGGCUGCGGUCUACAAGCCCUCCAACAAUUGACCGGGAUUAAUUUCAUCUUCUACUAUGGCACACAAUUCUUCAAGAACUCCGGUUUCAAGAACGAGUUUGUCAUCAGCUUAAUCACCAACUGUGUCAACGUGGCUUCGACGUUCCCUGGUCUUUACGCUAUUGAUAAGUGGGGUCGCCGGCCCGUUCUUCUACUGGGUGCCAUCGGCAUGUGUGUUUCGCAGCUUCUUGUCGCCGUCCUAGGAACGACUACUACUAGCCAGGAUUCCUUGGGCAAUAUUAUAGUACUCAACCAAGCGGCACAAAAUGCUGCUAUUGCCUUUAUCUGCAUCUUCAUUUUCUUCUUCGCUGCGUCUUGGGGACCUGUUGCCUGGGUUGUUACUGGUGAAAUCUUUCCUUUGAAGGUUCGCGCCAAGUCGCUAUCCAUGACUACUGCCACUAAUUGGCUGCUAAACUGGGCUAUCGCCUACUCCACCCCAUACCUCGUGAACUACGGCACUGGAAAUGCAAAUUUACAGUCCAAGAUAUUCUUCAUAUGGUUUGGAUGCUGCUUUAUCUGCAUUGCUUUCGUUUAUUUCAUGAUCUACGAGACUAAGGGACUUACCCUUGAGCAAGUCGAUGAGUUGUACUCGGAAGUUAGCAGCGCGCGCAAAUCCGUUGGCUGGAAACCUACCAUUACCUUCAGGCAGAUUGUGGAGAAAGAUCGAGGAUCAAUCAGCCAGAGUCAUGAUCAUGAACAAACCCAAGAGAAAGCCUGA